Magallana angulata is the source of this 8009-nucleotide messenger RNA. Its product is annotated as rho guanine nucleotide exchange factor 11-like. NCBI's taxonomy places the organism in Eukaryota, Metazoa, Mollusca, Bivalvia, Ostreida, Ostreidae. The transcript is spliced from 44 exons. Gene Ontology annotation, cellular component: cytoplasm. Gene Ontology annotation, molecular function: guanyl-nucleotide exchange factor activity; G protein-coupled receptor binding. The record is from RefSeq and is a predicted model, not a curated record. Gene Ontology annotation, biological process: G protein-coupled receptor signaling pathway; intracellular signal transduction. The coding region runs from base 1061 to 6739 and encodes 1892 amino acids.
UUUUGUCCCAUCACUGUAGAAAGGGAUGCCAUGUAUAAAUGUUGGGCAAUACAGACGGAUGAGUUGUGGUCAGACCAGUUUUGGGGUCUAGCUGGGUCAUUAGUCAGAGCCACAGAGAAAAAGGAUAUGUAAUUUACUCAUUUUACUGUAUGUUAAUCUCUAGCGUUCACACAGGAUAUGUAGAGUUUCUAUCAAUUCAUGCGAUAUAAUGACACACUUUGUUUUAAUCUGGUAGUUUCAGCUUGUAAACAAAAACAUUUCCUGGUGUCUUCCCAAAAGGUCAAAGUUCAGAGGAAUAAGCAAACUGCAUCUAUAUGUAGCGCCGGGGUUGGACGGAAAAUGCUCUAGUAGAUUGUAUAUUGUGUCGGUGGUAUGGAAUACGUUACAUUCAUUGACCGCGAAAUCAAGUAGACUCGAGCUGUGGCGGGAUAUUAUUGUAGUACUCCAGGUGAUAUGUGUGUAUAAUUCAGUGGCCAGAUUCUGAAGGAGGGAGGACUUUAUUAUCACUAUAGUUUGUGUGUGGUGUGUUAAACACCGGAGAAAACAACACAAAUUUGAUGAUCCACCACUAAGUGGGAUUAUAAGUGUCAUUGUGUUGAUGAAUUGCUUACACAGGGAGUGAGAAAAAUCAAGGAUCCUUCAUAAUGAAUAUGAAUAAGGAGUUGGGUUUAUUUUUUUUCAUUGCAUGGAUUUGACAUCAGGGAUUAUAAUUGAUUGGAGGACGUUUAUUGUGGAGUUUUCUGGGAUGUGUUUUUGGUUUUCUCUGGAUGGUUAGUGGUGACAUAUCCUAUGUGAAAUGAGCUAUUGAUUAUAAUGUACAUGCCCUAUGUCGUCAUAUAGAUAGUUUUGUGUGAUACUUGUGUGACAUGUGGAAAUCAGUGAAUAUUUGACAUUCUUCUUAUAAAGGUGUAAUAGUUUUUUUAAUGCAAUUCUAUCUGAUGAUAUGAUAAUUGACUGGGCUAAUGCUGGGAUGAUAACCAGUCUCCAAUGAUGACGAUAAUAGAAACCAAUUAAUCUGAUGCAGAAUUGAUUCAAUUUCGCAAAACAAAAGUUUACAAAUAUGCCAUUGGGGAAGAAAUGGCGAUCGAUGGACGUUCUUCACUUUGGUUCAUCCAAACAAGAUAAAGAGGCCCUGAAAAAAGAGAACGGACAUUUGGGAUCGGGGGACAUACUGUCCAAAACAUGUCGGACAAAGAGUAAGGGUGGGUCAAAAGAAGACCUGUUAGACGAAGAACCGCCGGUCAUUUUGAGAAGGAAGCACGGUUCGAAGCAUCGGUUUAGCUCUCGAGAAGAUCUAUUGGAUAAGCCGGCCUCCCCCAAACUGCGACAAAGCAUUCAUGUCCCCUGGCAUAGGUCUAAAUCUAGCUCCAGGGACGACUUGGUCAAUAACGAAUCAAGGAAAGACCCCAACAACAGGCACUCUAGUAGUGUGAAAGGGGAGCAUGGCACACAAGAAGAAACCAAAGAAGGUUAUAUUCAGAGGUGUGUCAUCAUACAGAAAGAUGAUAAGGGCUAUGGGCUCACUGUCAGGGGAGAUAACCCAGUCUAUGUGGAGUCAGUCAAAGCAGAUGGGGCGGCGGAGCGGGCAGGAGUCAGACAGGGGGACAGGAUUUGUAAGGUGAAUGGGACCCAGGUAACCAACUCAAAUCACAUAGAAGUCGUGAGACUCAUCAAAGCUGGAUCCUUUGUGGCGCUGACACUUAUGAACAAAGCCCCUGAAAAAGUCACAAAACCAAUUCCAGUUGAUUCCAGAAAAAGUCGAGAACUCCAGGCAUCUAAACUCUUUGAAAUCAAGAAGUAUUACGAUAAUGCCACAGAGGAAUUACAGAGAACAAAAUCACAACUGCAGAACAAUCCAUCAGAUGACAAACUAGCUUCCAAAGUCAAAGAACAAGAAGCUCUAGUUAAAAAACUUGAAGAUCAAUUAAAGGUUCUUAGUUCUACCUUAAACUCUAGUCAAAAUAAUGCGCAAGCCGCGGAAGAAACUAGUCCUGACAUAGGAAAUGGCGAUGGCUCAGUAGCACCUUGGCUGCCAGAGGGUCCCAAACAUAAAAAGUCUGGGUCCACUCCGAUCGACUUUACACCUAACCCCAGAGAGUUAAGGGCAAUAUCUCGCUCUAAGUCUGACGCGAGCAGCCGGGUUACGUUUCGAAAGCCUUCGACAUCCCAGAAACGUCAGCCAGGGGACAUAAGUCCAGAGCAUGUGUUGUUUAGCUCUAGACCGUCUAGACGGCGUCCAGUGUUUGGAAUAAGACAGGCCAUAGUGGCUCCGGCGUCUGAUGGUAGCAGUGUGUCCGACUCCCCAACCACCUCCCCCAACGCCUCCCCCACCCCCACACACCCCAAUAACUCAGAAGACACGCAGUCCGUCCAAAAGAAAGAGCUGGAGUACGAUGAAAUAAGUCAGACCAGUCAAGCUUCCAUUGGUCAACCACAAAAGCCGAUCAUUGCCGCUGAAGAGGACGAAUUCAGCUCUGAUGAAGACAUGCAAAACAAGGUGACAGCCAAUGGGAGACCACCGUCUCUGUCCACUACACCCCUUAAUGCCAGGUCUCAGGCAGAGUCAGAUGAUUUCGGGCCUUUCAACGACUUGCGGCAGCUGGAAGGCAAGCCGGCCCAUAUGUCUGUAUUCCUCAACUUUGUCCUGAAACAUCAAUCUCCUGGCGGUGCACUGUUAUUCUACAUCACAACAAAUGUGUACCAGCAAGCAAAAGGAAACAUUAAGGAUAUGCAGAAGUGGGCUUUUGAGAUUUUCUCAACGUUUCUUGCAAAUGGAGCGCCUUUGAAGGUUGAAGUUGACCCAGUCCUCGUGGAAAGGAUAGACGAUAUCCUCAAUAGCAAAUCCUCAGAGAAAGACGACAUCUUGAGGACCGUGUUCAAUGGAGCGCGUAAUUAUGUCCAGGCUGAGAUCUCAAACAGUUUGCAGGAAUUCCGCAGCAAACUAUGUCUAGGUUUUGGAAACAUGUAUGGUCUGAAUAAUCUUGCUCCAAAUAUGAAGCAAAAGGACGAAACAGAAGCAGUGUUAAAGUUACUGUCUCCAUACUUUGAUACAGUCCCACAACUAGAUGAAGAUAGCAAACCAGACACAAGCCAUGCUAUAGGAUGGGCUUUAGCAACAUUCCUCAGGCACAACUCCAUGGUGGAUAAAAAGCACUCCUCAAUGGAGAGAGUUCAGAGUUUUGUGGCAAAAGACAAGAAGAAAAUUCUCAUGCAGAGGAAAAGGACGCUGACACAAAAAGGACACACUUUUCAGCCCCAGCAUUUUUCUCGUGUGGAGAACUGCCUGUUUUGUAAGGAGUUGAUCUGGGGUGUCGGCAUCCAGGGUUACCAGUGUUCUAAUUGUGAACAAUGGAUACACAGGUACUGUUUAGACUCUUUAGAAGAACAGUGUCCAAAAAAGAAGAAGAAUCGGCCUCCCUCGUCUGUGUUCAAUAUUCCAAGACCACAUGCAGACAGACAUUCCACCUCUAGCAUAGAACAAAUACUAAGUCGAUCAGGCAGUCACGGAGUGGUGAAGCUCAUUCUCCCCGAGCUCUGGCCUGCAGUGUCUGAAGCGUCCAGUCCCGGCCCAGUCACCCCGACCACGUUCAAUAUACAGCCGGUCAGGGACGAGCGGGAGGAUGACAAAGUCACACCUAUGCAUACAGUGGAUUCCUUGAUCAAAAGAUACGACAAAGCACCAUCAGAGGGACCCGGUGACCGCAACAAGAGCCCGAGCGUGGAGGAAAUGACCAAUAAGAAAUCCACCGAGAUCAGUCGAUCCGAAAGUUUAAAGGGUCGGCAAGACCAGAAAGGCAGAGUUAAACAGCGUCGCGUUAAAAGUGAUGUGGAGAUAGACGAUAACUUGAUGAAGGCCCUCCAAGGGAACACGCCCAACUCUCACAGCUCCUCAUCCUCUAGUGUCAGGGAUCUUAUGAAAGACAUUCUUGUUGUUCCCUCGCUGAAGGCCAGGAGUGGUGAAAGUCCAAGUAGUUCAAUGGAUGCCGUCAAUAAUAUCCCCCACACGAUAGAGAACGAUUCAGACUUUGAAGUGGAAAAUGAAUUACCUCCCUUAGAAUCUAUUUAUCCUAGGGAUGUUUACAAAAGAUUGAGACCAAAAGAUAGGAAACGAUUAGAAGUAAUUAAUGAAUUGUUUUACACGGAGAGAACACAUUGUCGUAAUUUAAAAAUAUUACAGAAUUUAUUUUAUAAACCUAUGUCCCAGGACCCAAAUAUAUCCAAUGAAUUGAUUAAAGUACUGUUCCCUAACCUAGAAGAGAUGAUCACAUUACACAGUUCAAUGAACUGUGCAAUGAAAGAGAGGAAGAAACAAAAUUCAGUAGUAAUUGAGGUUGGGGAUAUUUUAUUGGCUCGGUUUGAGACUGAGGGAGAAGCAUUCCGUAAUGGCUGUGCCACAUUUUGUCAGAACCAGUCAUAUGCCCUCGAUCUGCUGAGGGCAAAACAGAGAAAAGACAAUAAACUGGCCAACUUUUUAAAUGAAGCAGAAAGUAGUCCGUUAAUGCGUCGGCUACAGUUACGAGACUUGAUUCCUACACAGAUGAUGCGUCUCACCAAGUAUCCGUUGCUGAUUGAAAAUCUUAUGAAAUAUACUCAGACUUCAACAGAGGAGUAUUCUCGGCUGGAACGAGCCGUCAAGUUGAGUAGAAGUAUUUUAGCAUAUGUAAAUCAGGCAGUGAAAGACUGUGAAAACAGGAAUAAGUUGAGGCUUCUGCAGCGGAAAGUUGACAAAAAACAGAUGGACAGUCCUGAAUUUAAGGAAUUGGAUCUCACUAAACACAAGCUUAUGCUGGACGGCACGUUAACCUGGAACAUUAACCAGAGGAAGUCAGUGGACUGUCAUGUUGUGUUGUUAGAGGACUUAUUAGUGCUAUUUCAGAAACAGGACGAUAAACUAGUUCUCAGGCAACAGUCCACUCAACUGGUGGCCGGUAAAGAGGACAGUCGCUAUCAGUUUAGUCCACUGCUUAAGUUGGAAAAUGUCCUUCACACCAACAGCAAAGCAACCGAUAAAAAGGCAUUUUUUGUGGUAUCUAAAACUCAGAUUUAUGAACUUUCUGCAUCGUCCACAGAAGAACAGAAAAAAUGGAUUAGACAUAUCAAGGAAGCAGCGGAGUCGUACAAGAAGAGGAAGGACAAGGCCCAGGAGCCAGCCCAGACAGAUGUGCUGGCAGUGGAGCCCCCUCAGAUCAUCCGCAGGCCUAGUGCUGAGAGGACAGCGGAGGAGGAUUAUGAGGAAGAUAUCAUCCAACCAGAUGAAAUCACUGUGCAGAAUCCGUUAUCUCAGAAAGCCGAGCCUGUUCUAACUCCGCUAGAGAAGAUCCGGCGCCUCGACGAGACAGUACAGGAGCACCUGCAGGAGAAGACGGUGCUAGUGGCGGAGGUCCUCAAUAUCCCCACGGCCGAGGUCCCCCAGCGCCUUCAGAUGGUGGAGGAGAUGCCGGAGAAUGCUGACACCAGCGACAACCUACUGGCCCUCAUUGAGCAGACCCAGCAAUGUUUGGUUUUGUUAAACAAUGCUGAAUCUGGACUAGCAGAGAAAGAUCUGAAAAUGCCAAUUCCAAUGGAGAAACUACGGGAAAUGGCCAACCGCAUGAACCAGAUUCUCACCAAUCUGCUGGAAAAAACCAGACAGUAUGCAGCGCUAAAUGCGGGGCAAAGCCCUGCUUCUUCCUCAGCUGUGGUGAAUAGCAGGGAUGAUGAGCGGGAGCGACUUCGCCUGGAGCUGAAGGCUGCUCAGGACGAGCUAAACAUGCUGAGGGAGAUCCAGAGGAGGGUGUCGGGCUCCAAUGUAAUGAGCCUCGCCCCCACACAGGGCCGGCCUCAGAGCUUUAUUUCGGACACCUCAUCAUACUCGGACACUGAGGCUGUAGCCAAUACUGAGGAGGAUGACAUGCAAGAUGUUCAGUCGGAUCAUAAUGAGGGAGAAGUGGACACUAUAGAUGUACCUGAUGAUUUCGAUGUUGACCCUGAGGCCACAGAACCCGAGGUCUCCCAGCCUACCAAUCUGCCAAAGGAAAUUGCUGAGUCUGACACCCAGUCUCUGACAGAGAUUGAGCCACCUGUAGAGGAGUUCAUGGAGGAGCCGGAACCUCCCAGUGUCCCUGAGGAGGCACUAACCGGUGCCGAGGACACCAAAUCUGAGGAAACAGAAGAGGAGGUCCAAGUCAAGGAUGGAGUUCAGAAGGCAGAGAUCAAUCUCAUUGAGGAGGUGACAGAAGAAGUCACGGAAUUCCCCUCCAAUCAGAAGGAUGUUGUUCAUUCCGAGGAAAGUGACACUGAAUGCAAGGACAUGAGGAAGGAGGAGCAAAGUGCUGAUGCUCCUCCCACAGAAAAUUCAUGUGAGGACCCAGGAGGGCUUUCAGAGGAGAAAAAGGCGGAGGAAGAGAGACGUUUCAGUAACGAUGAUUACGUGGAUGCUGUGGAAACACAAUCAGAAAUCAGGGAGGGUGUUCAAGAAAGGACUAAUAACGAGGAGGAAACUAGUGAAAAAACAAAGGAGGAAAUCACGGACCAAGAGAAAACCGACGUCGGAAAAGAGGGGGCAGAAUCGGAUCCGGAAACUGCUGACAAACAGCCACAAGAGGAGGUGACUGAGGAGGACAGUGAAAACAGCCAAAUCAUUGAGGACAAACCGAUGGAAAAGUCCGAGGAGAAAAUCCUGGACAACGAUGACAAUGAAAAUCAUGUAGAAUCUACAAAUACAACAGACAACAGGGGAGACAGUGGCUCUCCUGUAUAGCAUUAAUCCAGAUCUACUUCUGUCUCACUCUGUGAUAAGUGCUACAUUCAAUUCUUGGAUGUGAUUAAGAGUCAUUCUCAGUUUAUGUCCCUUUGUUUUUGUUGACUAUUUGUGUUUUUUCAUUUUGUUUUUUUUUUUUUUUUGAGAGGGGCAGUUAGCUUGUGAGUUGACUGUUAGAAAUGUUUCCUUUACUCAUUCCUCUGUACAGCUAGUAAUAGACGGAGAAGAUAUUAUAAUGGAAAUUAGUUAUAUAAAGAAUUAACAAGAAAACAGGAGAUUGAUGCACGUAAUUAUAGCAUAUUAUAAAUAAUGAGUAUAUUAUAUAUAUAUAUAUAUGAAUGUACUUUUUUUUUUGUUAUAAGGAAGAUGUUGCAUAUUUAUUUAUGUUAUGGUUGUCUCUGAUGUUACUUAAGAUAGGAUAAAUGUUUACAGUCUGUACAUUGUAUUCAUACACUGCAACUGUGUGUCUGCAUUUUAAACAUAUGCAAAUGUCAAAAGCUAGCCUUCAUGAAUAUUCUUGAUUCUCAUUAAUAUCAUUACCAAUUCAUUUUUUUGCAGCUGUGAACAUUUAUUUGAGGCAUCAGUUUAUAUUGUUAUUCUUUCAGUAAAGGCCCCUCAAGUUUGAAACUUGAGGCCAACUCUAAGGUGCAAUACAUUUAUUUUAAUUUCUAUUGCAAAGCUUUUUAUAUAAUGUAUGAACAGCUACUAAUGUUGGGAAUUUUUUUUUCUUGUGCUUGAAUGAAAGAGUGCUCAAGAUUGGCAUAUCAGGUUUCAUUUUGUAUCAGUGAACUCUAGAUUUCUGUUAUACCGUAAUAAUGGUUGUCGCUGAAUUACAAUGUAAUGGUCUUAAAAAACUGCCUUAUGAGCUUAGAAAAAAAUUAUAUAGUAUAUAUUAUGUGAAUUGCUGCUGUUGCUGAAUUGAUCUGUAUCAGAAGUUUGUAAUUCGGUCUUCUUCAUAUCAUUUCUCAAAUAAUGCAAGUAGAACUACAUGUACAUUAAUUCAGGUGAUUUUUUUUCCCCUUUUCUCUCAAAUAUGUUCAUUUGAUACAAAAACUUGGGUGCCAUGCUAAAGCUUUAGCUCUUUUCACAUCUUGGUCAUGUGACUUCAUAUUUUGAUGGUCACGUGACAUCAUCUAGUUAAAAAAUUAAUGCAAUCAUUAAAAUGCACAGAUAAAAGUACUGUAAACUAUGGGGUCGUGUAAAGCAAAAGAUUUAUGUUGAAAAAAUCUAUAAUAUUGACUCCAGAAAUAAUAAAAACUUUAAAACUCGA